Merops nubicus (carmine bee-eater) is the source of this 1419-nucleotide messenger RNA. It is a transcript of the gene LRRC74A, whose product is annotated as leucine rich repeat containing 74A. Gene Ontology annotation, molecular function: protein binding; calcium ion binding. The annotation marks the transcript as partial. The transcript is spliced from 14 exons. The record is from RefSeq and is a predicted model, not a curated record. NCBI's taxonomy places the organism in Eukaryota, Metazoa, Chordata, Aves, Coraciiformes, Meropidae.
AUGGAGAAUGAGUCUGAGAAGGAUGCAGACCAAAAUGAAGAGACAUCUGAAAUGAAUGAGCCUCCAGAAUCUGUGUCACUGGAUGACGCAUCAGCAGAGGUGGCCACACGAGCCUCUGACACUGACCUAGAGAUUGAAGAUCCUGAGAAGGCCUUUGUGGAUAUUACAGGUGUAGAGCUGUACUUGGAAGCAUGCAGGCUGCUGGAGGUGGUUCCUGUCUCACACUUCAUUCAGAACUUGGCCAAGCCUUAUAUAAACCUGAACCACUGUGGUCUAGGACCCAAAGGUGUCAAAGCCAUUGCUAUUGCUCUGGUGUCCAACACAACCAUCAUGCACCUAGAGCUGGAAGACAACUGCAUUCUGGCAGAAGGAGCCAUAUACAUAGCAGAGAUGCUACAAGAGAAUUCCUCCCUCCAAGAACUGAAUAUCUCAAAUAACCACUUAGACACGGCAGGAGCUGAAGCCAUUGCCAGUUUGCUUUUGGAUGACGUGUCCUACCUCCGUGCUCUUCAGCUCUCGGGAAACAACUUUGGAGAGAAGACUGCACCAUACUUUGCUAAGGCAUUAAUGGGCAAUUACAAAGUGAAGGAGCUGGACCUCAGCCACAAUGUGUUCUCUGAAAAUGGAGGACAGCUUUUGGGACAGAUGCUUGCCCUCAACACAACACUGGAGAUCCUGGACCUGAGUUGGAACUACCUGAGGAAGGGGGCAGUAGCACUGGGGACAGGUCUCAGGGGCAAUGGUGCAUUGAAAAUACUCAACCUUUCUUGGAACGGCAUUGGCAACGAGGGAGCAGAGGCCCUAGGAGAAGCUCUCAAGGUCAAUAACGCGCUAGUUCAGCUGGACAUCAGCAACAACCAGAUCAACAAUGAAGGAGCCACGAAGUUCUCCAGGGCCCUUCAAGUCAAUGAAAAACUCAAAAUCCUGAAGAUGGCAAAUAAUCCCCUGACCACAGAAGGUGCCACUGCACUAGUCACAUCUGUCCAAAAGAACCCUAAAUCCAUGAUGGAGGAGAUCAACAUCUCAAAUGUGUUGGUGAAUGAAACUUUCAUUAAGUUGCUGGAUUUGCUGUGGCAAACACAUCCUGAACUGGAAGUGAUCUAUGGUGAGGUUGAAGGCUGUAUUGCCAAGAUCCCCCACCAGCAUCCAAAUCCCAUGGAAGUGAUUCAGAACUAUUUGAAAGAGCACAACCUACGACUCUGGGACUUUUUUAGGAAGAUUGACAAGGAUGGAAACAUGAAGAUCCCUGUGGCAGCCUUCCGGAGAGCCAUGAUGCAGCAAUCAAGGAUCCCACUGAAUCGAGUUCAAAUUGGGGAACUAGUGCACAAGCUAGACCGGAAUCGGACAGGGGUUGUGGAUUAUAGUCACUUAAAAGAGCAGAAGCCAGCACAGAAGCCUGUGGAAAAGGAAACUGAGGAG